AUGGCUCGCCAUGUCGCGGCUUGUCUGCUCGUUCUCCUUGCGAUGUCUGCCGUUGUGAACGCGGGAAACGCGGCUGCUGACAAGGCGGCUGCUGACAAGGCGGCUGCUGAUAAGGCGGCUGCUGACAAGGCGGCUGCUGACAAGGCGGCGGCUGACAAGGCGGCGGCUGACAAGGCGGCUGCUGACAAGGCGGCUGCUAAGGCGGCGGCGGACAAGGCGGUGGCGGACAAGGCGGCGGCGGACAAGGCGGCGGCGGACAAGGCGGCGGCGGACAAGGCGGCGGCGGACAAGGCGGCGGCGGACAAGGCGGCGGCGGACAAGGCGGCGGCGGACAAGGCGGCGGCGGACAAGGCGGCGGCGGACAAGGCGGCGGCGGACAAGGCGGCGGCGGACAAGGCGGCGGCAGACAAGGCGGCGGCAGACAAGGCGGCGGCAGACAAGGCGGCGGCAGACAAGGCGGCGGCAGACAAGGCGGCGGCAGACAAGGCGGCGGCAGACAAGGCGGCGGCAGACAAGGCGGCGGCAGACAAGGCGGCGGCAGACAAGGCGGCGGCUGACAAGGCGGCGGCUGACAAGGCGGCGGCUGACAAGGCGGCGGCUGACAAGGCGGCGGCUGACAAGGCGGCGGCUGACAAGGCGGCGGCUGACAAGGCGGCGGCUGACAAGGCGGCGGCUGACAAGGCGGCGGCUGACAAGGCGGCGGCUGACAAGGCGGCGGCUGACAAGGCGGCGGCAGACAAGGCGGCGGCAGACAAGGCGGCGGCAGACAAGGCGGCGGCAGACAAGGCGGCGGCAGACAAGGCGGCGGCGGAGCAGGCGGCGGCGGAGCAGGCGGCGGCGGCCGAGAAGGCGGCGGCCGAGAAGGCGGCGGCAGAGAAGGCGGCGGCGGACAAGGCGGCAGCGGACAAGGCGGCAGCGGACAAGGCGGCGGCGGACAAGGCGGCAGCGGACAAGGCGGCAGCGGACAAGGCGGCAGCGGACAAAGCGGCAGCAGAGCAGGCUGCUGCGGCCGAGAAGGCGGCGGCCGAGAAGGCGGCGGCUGACAAGGCGGCAGCUGACGCUGAGGCGGCUGCUGUGAAGGCGGCUUCUAUGAAGGCGAUACCGGUGAAGAGAGGCGCGCUGUGCGUCGAUGGGUGCGACUACGAGAAGGGCUCGUACGACUACUGGAAGGUGCGUCCGCCUCCGCUCUCGAAUGCCACAGGGGAUGCCGUUCCGGAAUUCAAGACGUGCAUGUCAAAGCCCGACAAGGACAACGCUCCCUGGUGCGCGGCGGGCGCAGUGAACGCCAAGGACUGCUGCGCCGCAUGCAAGGCGGGCGCCACCGCUGCCAACGGGAAGGACUUCUCCUGCCGCUUCUGGGUGCACAUCCCGUGA
Molecule: messenger RNA, 1374 nt
Organism: Closterium sp. Yama58-4
Lineage: Eukaryota; Viridiplantae; Streptophyta; Zygnematophyceae; Desmidiales; Closteriaceae
Source: the annotation of a GenBank genome assembly